Molecule: messenger RNA, 1455 nt
Organism: Symbiodinium sp. CCMP2592
Lineage: Eukaryota; Dinophyceae; Suessiales; Symbiodiniaceae
Source: the annotation of a GenBank genome assembly
AUGGUUCCAAGACAUCGCAUGCCGUGGUGCUCCACAUCGUUUGCCAAUCCAACGACGGCAAGCUAUGGUGGACUCAUGAGUCAAGGAUAUGUGCCUCCGGGACAGUUCGAGGACCUGCUCAACCUUAUCCGUCAAGCAUCUGCAGCGUCGGAGCGCGCCAUGAAUGCCGCAAAGUAUGCAGAGAUGGCUGCAUCCGCUGCUGGAGCUGCCGGCCAGCAGGCUGUUGUUCGGGCCAUGCACAUGGCCAAUGCCCCUGGCGCUCCAACAGCUGCACCGUUUUCGCCUGGAGCUCCUGAUCCUGGAGUAGGCGCGAUGACGAUCAACCACCAGAGGGCAGCAAUGGACGUGGAAUCGGGUGCAGAGGGGCCUCAUGUCGAGGAGGUGCCACCCCCACCUUUGCCUCCAGCGGGCCCAAGCGCCAGACGAACAAGAGUUCAGCUUCCGGAUCAUGAUCAUGAUGAUGGUCCUACAUAUUAUCGCCUUGGCAUCGACUACCCGAUUGACGCUGACGACGACGAGGUGAUGCAUCAGUGUGCGCGCAUCAAGAAGUUGGAAAAUCUAGAGGCUGUUGGAAAGAAGCUCCGGAAAUUAUGCUUGAUCGCCAACUGUGUCGAGAAGAUUGAGAACCUGGAGACCAACACAAACCUCGAGCAUUUGGAGCUCUAUCAAAACAUGGUGAAGAAAAUCGAGAACAUCAGCCAUUUGCGGAACCUCACUGUGCUGGAUUUGUCAUUCAACAAGAUCCGCAGCAUAGAGCCACUGGCAGCUUGUCCCUUUGAGUAUUUGGAGAAUCUGUACUUGUCAAGCAACAAGAUCGUGGACGUGGAGGGCAUCUUUCAUCUCACCCAGUUGAAGAUGUUGGAACUUGGAUCCAACAGGAUUAGAGCUAUCCCGGAGCAGGUUUCGUCCCUUGUGAAUUUGAAAGAGCUUUGGCUGGGCAAGAACAAGAUUACUAGUAUGUCUUUGCCAUCACUACCUGCUCUGCGACAUCUCAGCUUGCAAAACAAUCGGCUGGAGUCUUGGGAGCCUUCGUUUUUUCAUAAUCUUGCUGGCCUGACCCACCUCUACGUGGGCCAUAACAACCUGCCUGACCUUCCUGACGAGUUUGCUUUGCUGACAGACCUGGUUGAAGUGGACUUAGUGAGAAAUGCUAUCACCCAGAUAAAGCCUAUCCCAGAGCUGCGGAAGCUGCAAGAAUUGUGGAUGAACGACAACAAGAUCGAGGACCUGGCGCAGAUUGCCAACCUGGCAUCUUUUCCAUCCUUGAAAACGAUUUAUCUGGAACGGAAUCCAAUGCAGGAUUUAGGGAACAAGCAAGCAGAAGAGAGGUACCGCGAGGCGAUCCUUCAAGCAGUCCCCUACAUCGAACAACUUGACGCCGAGCGCUUGAAUGUUGAGUUGAAAGUCAUCAGUGAUGGAACAGAGCGACAAGUUAUGGGCAUUCGGCGAGCCUAG